Molecule: messenger RNA, 681 nt
Organism: Ostreobium quekettii
Lineage: Eukaryota; Viridiplantae; Chlorophyta; Ulvophyceae; Bryopsidales; Ostreobiaceae
Source: the annotation of a GenBank genome assembly
AUGGCCCGCCUCUGCUCCUCGCAGAAAUUCUCCCCCGACUCCCUUUGCGGCCAGCGGGGCCCGCGGCAGCGCGGAGGCCCCCGCGUGCCGACGCGCGCCUUCCCGCGCAUCUACGGCGCGCGCCCGCCUCCUGUGCACGAUGAUCCGCGCCACGAUGCCGUGGGGAAUCUGAUGUCCGCCCUCGAGGGGGCGGGCAGGGGCCUGACGACGUCCGGGGACGGCCGGGCGGCGAUAAUGGCGGCUGUGGAGACUCUGGAGGGCUUGGGGGCUGAGAGCGUGACCACGGGGGAGGACCUGUCCAGCAGGUGGAGGCUGCUGUGGACGACCGAAAAGGAAACCCUGUUUAUUUUGAGGAAUGCCAGAUGGUUUGGGACUGAGGCAGGCGACGUCUACCAGAUAAUUGACGUGGGUGAGGGCCGCCUGCAAAACGUUAUCACGUUUCCACCCACUGGCUCCUUUGUCGUAGACUCAUCGAUAGAGGUGGUUGAUGACAAGAGGGUGGCCUUCGAGUUCAAGACGGCUUGUUUAAAGGUGCCUGGCAUGCAGUUGCCAGUUCCCCCAUAUGGCAAAGGAUGGUUCGACACGGUGUAUGUGGAUGACGACAUCCGCGUGGCAAAAGACAGUCGAAACGACACGCUGAUUGUAGCCAGGGAUGGACCACCGGAGAUGUUUGAGACAUAG